Megachile rotundata (alfalfa leafcutting bee) is the source of this 6798-nucleotide messenger RNA. It is a transcript of the gene Pcf11, whose product is annotated as Pcf11 cleavage and polyadenylation factor subunit. Gene Ontology annotation, biological process: mRNA 3'-end processing; termination of RNA polymerase II transcription. Gene Ontology annotation, cellular component: mRNA cleavage factor complex; cytoplasm. Gene Ontology annotation, molecular function: mRNA binding; RNA polymerase II complex binding. Lineage: Eukaryota; Metazoa; Arthropoda; Insecta; Hymenoptera; Megachilidae. The record is from RefSeq and is a predicted model, not a curated record.
AAAGGAAUUGCAGCCAUUUUACGUGGAUAUCCCAUUCGGCGUAGCAGUAGUAUCCGCGUGAUUAUCGCGAAAAGUCAAAAUAAUCGUAAUUCGGGAUAUUCCAGUUUUUUCGAAAUGCGUUAAAAAGUGUAAUUACCAUUGUCAAUUUGACGAAGACUUGUUGCAUUUAUCAAGCAGCAACUCAACAAGAUGAUGUCAACAAAAUCUAAGGAGAUAGCGGAUGAGUAUAUCUCAUCAUUGUCUGAUUUGACAAUCAACAGCAAGCCCUUGAUUAAUAUGCUUACGAUGUUAGCAGAGGACAACAUUGAACAUGCUCCAGCAAUUGUUCAAGCUGUUGAAAAUCAUCUACAAAAGGUGAGAAGUGACAUUAAAUUACCCGUGCUUUAUUUGAUCGAUUCAAUUGUGAAGAAUGUUAAUGGAGCAUAUUUAAAUCUCUUCACACAAAAUAUUGUUAAUACAUUUUGUGGAGUGUUUGAAAAGGUGGAUGAAAAUACAAGAGCUAGUAUGUGGAAAUUAAGACAAACGUGGAAUGAUGUAUUUCCUGCAAAAAAAUUAUUUUCUUUGGAUGUGCGGGUGCAAAGUAUUGAUCCUGCCUGGCCAAUCACUGCCUCCCCUACUAGUGUUUCUUCGGGAUCUAUUCAUGUUAAUCCUCGCUUCUUUUCAAUGCCCCAACAAUCUACACCAUCUGUUGUAUCACAACCAAUUGUUGCACCAGUAAAACUACCACCAGGUGAUCCUGUAACACCAACAGAAGCAGCAAUGCGAGAACAAUUAUUAAAGAAACAACGGGAGCUAAUAGAAUUGCAAAAGAAAAAAAUUGAAUUAGAACUCCUUCAAGCUAAAGCUAAUUUAGAGCAACAACAACGACAACUCGAUAAACAAGCAGGAAAUUUAAAAGCGGAAUUGGUUACAGCUACAACCCAUGUUACACCAACUACGGAAACUAUUACUCCAGGAAAACCUGUUACAUCUGCUGUACAAACUCAAGCAUCAAAGCAAGUAGCAAAACAGUUUCCAGCUGCAACUGCUUCGCUUCUAAAAAAUGCAGGAACGAAUAAUGGUCCUCGAAUUACUCCAGCUAGUAGUAUUGCAGUAGCCUCAGCUAAACCUGUAUCUCGUGAUCCAAGAUUAAAAACUACUUCAACUCAAGAUGUACCGGUUUCAAGCGCGGAUCCUCGGCAGCGAAUAAGUACACCAUCUCAAAAGGAUUCGCGGGGUGAAGGCCAAACGCAGUUAGCGGCAAAUACAAACACUGUACUUUCAGAUCAAUUAAAACAGCAGUUACUUUCGAAACAGGCUGUAACUAGCACUAUCAACAAGUCUCCGACAAAUCUUGCCGGCUCCGAUACUGCGACGAUAAACGCUAGUAAUAACAAUAAUGCUAAUACGAACCUCAACAAUAAUAACAAUAAAAAUUUCAGUGGUAACGCAAAUAAAGAUGCUGUGUCGCAUCGAACAAGUCAAAAGAAAGACCCUCGAUUGUCUAGUAAUAGUAGUGGUAACCUAAACAGUAAUAGUUCUAAAGGUUCUCAAAGUUUGUCUGUGGGUAGUAAUAGUUCUUUAUCUGCGAGUAACAGAGGGGGUGGGAGUAAUGAUUCUAAGUCGAAAGAUUCAAAGAGCACAAAUUCACGGAGUUCUUCGUCUUCGUCAAUCGAUAAAUCUUCCACUUCCUCAAAAUCCUCGCAUAGGAAGCUAGGUAACAAGUCGCGAUCUAAACAACCUCAAACAUCUCCGAGUAAGAUACCAAAAAUCGACAGAGAUGCCAGUCCUGUUAGGUCCAAAUCUCGUGAAAAGGACAGUGGAGACAGUUCACCAUCCUUGCGUACCUCUCCCCAAUCCUUUCAAACCUCUAAAAAUCGAAAGAAGAAUACGAAGUCCAGAAAACGUAGUCCAAGUCCUCCAUAUAGAAUCCCUAGGCGUAACGAUUCAAAAUCCAAUUCAAGUCUAAGCAGUUCUGGUGGUGUUACUGAGGAGGAGCAAUCCGGUUCAUUAAUAGUUUCUCCUCCUCACCCACCUACAUUUAAAGAAAUCCGGCCGAAUGCUAGACAGAGAAAUUACGUAAGGCGAAACAAGGAUGGCAGUCUUAGCCCCGAACGCUCUCCAGCAAAUGCUGGAAACGUUCAAACUUCUGCAGAACCGACAUUGGAAUCGUCCAGCAAAGACGAAGAUUUGAGGGCAACUCUACCUCUUCCGAGCGCGACUGCUUCAGUAUCAGAGAAAAAAGAGGACUUAGAUCUGCGUGUAUUGCCACCGCCGGUUAAUACCAAUAAAAGACAAAGUUCUGAACACAUGGAAUCAGCUUCAGCUAAGAAAACGAAAGCUGAAAAGUUUGAUGCAUUGUUUGGAAACGAAGAUGUUGACCUACGAACAUUAACUCACCCUAAAGCUGGACGACCACCAACACCUCCUCCACCUGUAAUAUCUGGUGAAGAUGGCAAAGAUGGGUGGGCAAAACUGAAAACACCGUCAAAGAAUGACAGAGAAAAACAAACUAAUAAUACUGACGAUAAACGAGACAGUAGAGAUCGUAAUAGAGAUAGAUUGGGUAGGCUUAGGCUUUAUAAUAAACUUCCGGAUGAUCCUAAAGAAAGAAGAAGAACGCUAUCGAAUGAAGAUCAAGAUGGUAGAUCAGGUCGUAGGGGUCGAGAAAAUGAUAAACCUGAAAAAAAUGAAGAUAGAAAUAUUGAAAUAAUAAUGAAACAAGCGGCCGAACAAUUAAAUCAAGGAUCUAUCACAAAAACUCAAUACAAUACUCUUAUCCAGGAGGUUUUGCAUAUGAGUGAAGAUCGUAAAUUGAGAGCUGCGCAAAGAAAAGAAAAAGAAGUAGGUUCUAUCGUAUGGGAAAAGGGUGUAAACUUAGAUAUAACUGGUCAAGCGGAUCGUGCAACUACCUUUAGUCCUUCUAACGAUAAAGAAAUACUACGAAAUAAAGAUCACUCUAUUCCAAGAAACCCGAAUGGUCCUAGGUGGCAAAAUCUACCAUGGCAACAGCCAGGACCAUGGGCUCAUCCUCCAGGACCUCCAUACGGUGGUCCACAGGGGCACUUUAACUCAGACUUUAGACCUGUUGGGCCGUGGCAAAAUCCAAGACAUUUUGGACCAAUGCGCCCUGAUUACCAAUAUCAUGGUGGAUUUAAUCACACUAUUGGCCCAAAUCCUCGAUUAGGACCUGGAAUGAUGGGUCCUAACGGGCCUCUUAUGUCAAAUCUUUUAUCCAAUGGCCCAAUUGGGUCGAUGGGUAUGCCUAACCCAAUAUCACUAUCGGCCAUGAACGGACCUGGAAUGUUAAUGAACAAUGGACCAAUGACGAAUCUUAUAUCAAAUCCAAAUAUAUCAUCAUUGAGUGCGACAAGAAAUGUUUCACCGAAUUCGUCAUCGAAAUACGAUCUUGAAGAAAAUGAUCAAAAUUACACGACGACAAUGAUGAAAAAUCAAAAUCCUCAUAGUCGUGAAUUACCACCCCCUGAUCCCAAAUUAUUAGAUGAAAUUGCGAGGGAUACUAUGAAAUCUAUAAACAUUGAUAGUAUACCUCGCGAAAUUAGAUAUUACGGCCAAACUGGAGUAGUUUUUAUGAAUUGGGACGAUCCAAGAGAAAUUGGAUUCCAAGAUGGUAUACGACGAAUUUUAAUCGAUGACAAAGAUACUAUAACUUGCGCAUUUAAUGAUCAAUACAAAGAAUUUAUAUACGAAGGUGAAGUUCAUAGAAUUAAAUUAGGUGCUCCUACCAGAGAAUUAUAUGUUGAUGAUCGAUGGUAUGAAUGUUACUUCGGCGGUAUGCCUGUAACGGUAGAUCUUGGUGGUAAAAAAGUUAGCGUCAAGUUGGAAGGACCUCCGCCCCAUGUUAAAAUUGGUACUGUAAAGAGGACCGAUUUGGUAGUUGCUAAAAUUAAUCUUAUUAUUAAUGCUCGGAACAUGGUUCCCGUAUUUUUGGAUGCAAAGCCACAAAUAUUUGAGAUUGAAGGAAAGCCCCAUACACUUGAAUUUAUAGAUUCAUUACAAACAGUUCUUUUGAAUGGUCGACCAUUUAAAGUCGAAUUUGGAGGAUUGCCUAAGCCAAUUAUUGUUAGGGAUAAAAAACAUUUCAUAAGAUUCUCGGUAUUACCGAGAGGUGUUCGUCCAGGGUACGUUAAGAUUGCAGGUAUGAAAGGUGAAGAACCUAUCGAAGCACCGCCUACACCACCUUUGAUGACGCAAAAGCCAAAAGUUGAUACAACAUCAGCACCGACACAAUUCUCUUCUAUCGAACCUGAGUCGACAUCACAGGAUGGUUCUGAUCUCAGAUCUACUCCCAAACCGGAUUUACAAUUAGAUAUGUUAUCUUCGGUUUUACCAUCUGCGAUGGCACCAGCAUCUGGAUUAUCUUACCAGGCUGAGCCAGUGGAAAAUCCACCUACGACUGCACCAGCGUUAUCAUUACCUUUGAAUAUGAACGAGUUGUUCCAAAGAUUAGUUGAAACUGGUAUUGUACCGAAUCUUUCUGAACCGAAAAAGCAGGAAGAGGAAGAAAAGAAAGAACCAGAAAUUAUUCCUGUUUCGUUCGAUAAGCCAGAAACGCUUAAAGUUAAACAACCAGCUAUUGCAGCAGCAUUGUAUAGUGGUAUGCAGUGUAGUUCUUGUGGUGCUAGAUUCGCGCCUGAACUAGCAACGCGGUACAGCCACCAUUUGGAUUGGCAUUUUAGACAAAAUAGAAGAGAAAGAGAUUCUGCGAGAAAAGCUCAUUCGCGACCUUGGUAUUAUGAUGUUAGCGAUUGGAUACAGUUCGAAGAAAUUGAAGAUUUGGAAGAUAGAGCACAAAGCUGGUUUGAAACUGAAAAGCAAACCGCGGAUACAGAAGGUAUUGCUGCGGAAGAUUCUCCUCAAGAAACGUUGCAACCUAGUGUUCCUACUGGAUCCGACGAGGAUUCCAGAUGCCAAGUUUGUCACGAUGCAUUUGAACAGUUUUAUAAUGAAGAAAAGGAAGAGUGGCAUUUAAGACCUGCAAUUAAUUUUGAAGGAAAAAAUUACCAUCCAUUGUGUCUUGAUGAUUACAAGAGAGCUUUGGAAAAAUCUGCGUUAGCACUUGAAGAAACAAUUGAGGAGAUGGAGGACGAAAAGAAGGAAAAUCCCGAUGAAACAUUUGCAGAGGGAAACAAGACUGACGAAUUAAGCGUGGAAGCUAAAUUCGAAACAGUAGAGCCAUCGGAUGAAAUAAUAGAAGAAGAUGUACAACAAAAAGAGCCUGAAACAGAGAAUAAAGAAGAACCUAUGGUUACAGAUAAUUUAGAUUCCGAACAAGUUGAAAAAACGGAAGGACAAGAAUUUGAAUCUAGUGAGAAGGAUAUUGCUGAACAAGUAGAAAAGGAUGUUGCAUCCGUGACAAACGAAAUGGAUGCAUCUGAAACAGAAAAUGUAGACAAAUCUUUUGAAAAUAUCAAAAUUAAAGAAGAACCGAUUGAUGAACCUGAAGAGCAGCUAGAAGAACACUUUGAUUUUACUGGUGUUGAAGUUAAGGAUGAACCUAUUGAUCCUGAACCAGAACCGGAAGAAACCAUAUUAACUGAGCCUGCAACGGUAGACACAACCCAUGCGGCUGUAAAAAGUUCUAUCGAUGGAAAUGUGGAAUUGGAUUCUACACCUGCGGCAAUUCCAGCAGCGCCGUCCCGAAUUAAAAUUAACAUUACGAAACCAUUGUGUGUCAAUAAAGAACCGGAAGAAUCUAAGGAAAAGGAAAAACAUGUUGUUGAAACACCUACUGAAGAAAUAAUAGAACCUUUGGUGCCUGCCUCUAUUAAACCUGCAUUGCAAGGUAGAAAACUUUCUGUUUUACCUCCUGUGGAAAGAGGGAAAGAGCUAUCUGGACUCUGCUCGAUUAUGUAAAUAGUGUAUGUAAUGUAUUUGAAGUAUACGUAUGCUUGCACGUGUGUAAAAGUGAAAAUUUGUGUGAUUCGAAUGUAUUUUAUGUUUAGCGCUACUUAAAAUUAAGUAUCGAUACAUUGUACAUCACAUUUGUGCAACUUAUACGACUUGAUACGAUACGAUUGCAAACUUCGUCUUUUCUUUUUAUGUAUGAUUCAUUUUUUCUUACUUUUUUUUUCUAUUUCGUAUGUUGGAUUUUAUCUACCUAUACGUCGUUAAUCCAUUAAUGUGGUAAUAUAUUAAUCUUUUUAACAAGCAUCGUUCUUUUGUUCAAAUAUCAUGUCGUAUAAGUUAAUGCGUGUGCUGUAAUGUGUGAGAGUAUUAGCGUAUGCGUGUAUUUAGUUUUUAAAUCUUAAUUAAGCUAAAAAGAGAACAAGAACUGUAUAUAUUUAAUGUAAUCGAAACGGUUUAAUUAGAAUGAGGUAUGGUAUAGUAGCAUUCCCAACAAUAUUGAGUGCAAUUACAUUUCGUGACAGAAAAAUUGUCAGAAAUGUACACUGAUAUGCACAGGACUCAUCGAGAAUUUCAUACCGUUUGUACUUUGUAAAAAUAUUCAAAAGUUAUACGACAUUGUUUUCUAGAAGCGUCAGCUCCAUUAUGACUUUACAAAGCACGAAAAUAAGGUCCCAUGAGAAAUAAUGAAAAAUUACCCAAUUCAGUUAGGUGUACAAAUUGUGUGAUAUAAUAUUGUUGACUAUAAUGUAUAUAAUACCAACAUUAAAAUAAUCCCGACGAUAUUGGGUAAGGAAAAAAAAAGUUACUACUAGAGGAGGAUUAUUUUGUUGUAUAAAAAAAUCUUGUUAAUUAUUUGGGGGUCUGAUUUUCUUUGAUUGCUUAUUUAUGAUCCUAAAUUUACCUUUCUAAAAUAUCCUUUAUGACACUCAUGAAUACUGACAAACUUGA